Athene cunicularia (burrowing owl) is the source of this 15604-nucleotide messenger RNA. RefSeq names its product phosphatidylinositol glycan anchor biosynthesis class M (gene PIGM). Gene Ontology annotation, molecular function: GPI mannosyltransferase activity; alpha-1,4-mannosyltransferase activity. Gene Ontology annotation, cellular component: membrane; glycosylphosphatidylinositol-mannosyltransferase I complex. NCBI's taxonomy places the organism in Eukaryota, Metazoa, Chordata, Aves, Strigiformes, Strigidae. The transcript has a single exon. The annotation marks the transcript as partial. Gene Ontology annotation, biological process: GPI anchor biosynthetic process. The record is from RefSeq and is a predicted model, not a curated record.
CUCCUCAACCCGCUGCCCAUGGCCGUCUCCAGCCGCGGCAACGCAGAGGCCCUGGUCGCGCUGCUCGUCCUCGCCACCCUGUACUUCUUGGAGGGGGGGAGUGUAGGAAAGGCCGCGCUCUGCUACGGGCUGGCUGUGCACGUGAAAAUAUACCCCCUGACAUACGCGCUGCCCAUAGCGCUCCACCUGCAGAGCAGACGGGGCGGCGGGGAACGGCCGGCGGCUGCGUGGUGUGACAAAAAAGAGAACUUUACUUUCGUAGCACGCCUCUGGCGGGUUUUUGUAAAGAUGCUGAACCGUGAUGUGCUGAUUUUUGGAACGGUUGCUGGAUCUGUGCUGGCUGCCUUGACGGCUGCAUUUUACCAUCUCUAUGGCUGGGAGUUUUUGGAGCAUGCCUACCUCUACCACCUGACCAGGAGGGAUACCCGCCAUAAUUUCUCUCCCUAUUUCUACAUGUUGUAUCUAACUGCAGAGAGCAAAUGGAGUUUUGCCCUUGGACUUGCAGCUUUUCUGCCCCAGCUAGUUUUGCUCCUGGUUGUGUCCAUAGCAUUUUACAGAGACCUUGCCUUCUGUUGUUUCCUACAUACCUCUAUUUUUGUGAGCUUUAACAAAGUAUGCACGUCCCAGUACUUUGUCUGGUAUCUCUGCCUUUUGCCCCUCAUAAUGCCUAGUGUUAAGAUGUCCUGGCGUCGUGGUGUGCUGCUUCUCUUUCUGUGGUUUGUUGGACAAGGCCUAUGGCUUGCUCCUGCGUACUUUCUGGAGUUCAAAGGCUAUAACACUUUUUUAUUUAUAUGGUUGGCAGGCUUACUUUUCCUUUUUAUUAAUAGCCUCAUAAUUGUUCAGAUAAUUUCACAUUAUCAAAAAGAAGCACAAGUUGCAAAAAACCUCAAACAACGGUAAUAAACAGGCCAAAACCUAGAAACAGCUCUACUGUCUUCACUGAGGCUUUUCAUACCACCAGCACUUUGUUUAAUGUAAAUGCGUGUACAUGGUACUAAAGUAUGUUGUAUGGAAAUGAUACUCUUUCAGGGCUGUGGGGGCACUGACCAGCCUUAAGUGCCUUAAGCAGUAUCUGCAGGUGUACCUGUCUCCCACGUUGACCUUGAAACUGCCUUGUAACCUUCUCUUCAGCCCUGCAUCCUGCUACUCCUGACUGGACCAGUUCAUCACUUCCCAUAUGUGGGGCUGUGAGUGGACUCUGUUACCAGCACCCGUGUCCACCUGCUGCCUCCAGACACAGCGUGACUGUGCCCUGGUCAGCGAGAAUAUAGCCUGUGCUGGGGUCACCAUCGGCUCCUGAUUGUACCCUCUCAUCUUCUUGCUCCCUGGCACCCUUUUUCUUAUUGUUGCUUUAUUUGAUGAGAACUGUGGCGUCUGUCUAGGAAGACACAGGUGAUUAUAAAAGGAUGUUGGAGUUUGGCAGUCUUGUACAUUGCAGUAGGUGGGCGGGGUGUUUUGCAAGGGUUAAGCUAAUGAACGAAUAUAAGGCAAUUGCUUAAUAUGCACACGCAUUUUUUCUUUUCAUAGCAGCGUUUUAGCUAUAUGGUCUUUGUGGCCUGUACCUGGUCUUUCUUGAACAAAGCGAGAAAAAAGUGGUUAUUUCAUACAAGUCAUUAACUUCUUGAAACAAUUUCUUUUAGAAUUCAGAUAUGCCUGCUCAUUCAGAUACUUAUUUUUGCCUUCUCAGUAUGGUUUGAAUUUUUGAACAGAUUUGUUCCCCUUGCCAUGGAGGAAGACUUUUCCAAAUACCUGUCUUGGGUCAGAGAGAUGUAUAAGGCAAAAAUAUUUGUGUUCCUUACUGCUACAAUGUAGAAAAGAGGCCACUACUUUAAACUGCAGUUAAUUAAUAGUUAUUGUGGAUGUUAGCAAAUGCAAAGAGGCAAAGUACAGCUAGAAAGGCACCUGCAUCCCAAAAGCACUAGAGUUUAUACCAAAAAAGUAAUUGGAAAUGUAGUUUCUCAGUAGCUUAAUAUCUCUACUACUUAAAAUAAAUGAAAAAGAAGUUGAGGAAGUGGAGCAGUUGCCAGAAGAAAAGGAAAGUUUUAAAAUAGGAAGCUCUACAACCUGUCAAAAUGAGGUAUUUAUUCCCAGAUAAGACUGAGAAGAUGUGGAAUUGAGUGUCAGGUGGUAGUGAGAGAAGUUCAGAGCCAUUUCGAAGUCAACACUCUAAAGAACAUCCUACGAGAGGUCUGGUGUACACAGCCCUUGACAGAGGUGGAAACUAGCAAUGUAUUUUUUUAAUAAAAUUUUGAGUUUAAAUAAGUUUGGCAUAUGUCAAAUUUAAGAAUUUUCAUAUUUGCCUCAGCUUUUAUUUACAUCCUAAUGGGAAAGUGAAGCCCUUGGUGUAUAACGUGGAGCAGAGCUUCAGGCCAAAAUAACCACUCGGUGGGUUUCCCAGUGUUGUCAGUGGGAAAGGAUGUAGCCAAGCGGGUUUGCCUUCCAGGUUCAUUCUUGCCAUGCUGCCUCUGUGAAUCGUGCGGUUUCCUGAGGCAGCCCACUUCCCCAGUGCUGCAGUGGCUCCCUGCUUUCUUAUGCACAGGGUUUUCUUUCCUGGUUGUAGCUCUACCUUGUGAGGCUGAACUGCAGUGUUCUGAUCUGUGAAUUUUUCAUGUUGCUUCUGGUCCCCACUGAGGUGGUUAUGUGAAAGGAGAGGAAGCCUCUGAGCCCCAACAGUCCAGAGCCAAAGGGGGCAUUACCAGGAGGUGUGACAACGUCCUUACACAGUUUUGGCCUAGUUCAGCUGUUAGGAGGAAGGAUAAUUUCCCCAUGCAGCACCGUGGGGGGUGAUUCUGCUCCCCUGCUGGAAGGCAUUCUGGUUUUCCCUGCCAGUCUGCACUCACACUCGCCUUCGCAUUGGGAAGAUCCUGCCAGCCUCUUCUUUGGAAAUCCAGAAAUUCGAUAAGGCAAUGAAUAUAUUUUUGACAAACUCUUUUGGUUUUUCAGGCAGGUCAUACAGAUGUGGCACUAAUUUCCUUCCCCUGGUUCAGCCUGGGUUGAAGAGGGAAGGAGGAAAGACUUCUCUAGCACCAGCUUGUUGCCCUCUUCCACAGGAGGUUUAUCAGUCAAAAGACUGGUGGCACAAGUCGCUUUCAGACAUGAUUUAGUUUUAUAUUAAUCACCAAAACAUUUUGUAUGUGUUUUGAGUGUAUGAAGAGACAUUGUUCUGUGUGGUUUUAUUUUCCGAGUCAGAGCUUGAUAUGCCCAGUUAGUGUGUCACCAGAAGACCGAAGAGGCUGUUCUGUGCCAAUACCUCUAUUUGCCCCAUCCCAGCAUGAAGGCAAUAGCUCAUUUUCCCUUGCGACUGAUCUAUUACUCAUUAUACAUUUUUCUGUUGCAAAUAGCAUGUUUUCUUCCCCUAAAAUGAUGUUUCAUAUUUCUUUAAGAGACUUAAUUAUGCUGUUCCCAGAUCUUUGCACUCCCUUAUUUUUUUCCUCCUGUUGGCAAAGAAAGCAAAUGAAAGCCAAAAGGUGUUUCCACCUACAAAACCCUUUUUUUUAAAAGAAAUGUAUUUUGAGUUACUGUAUUCAUGACAGGAAUAUAAUGGGGUUUAGGUGGAAAGUAAUUUCCUUAUGAAAAAUACAUUCUCGAUUCAUUAACAGCUAAAUCAUUUUGAGGCCUUCAGAAGACAAGUUCUGCAGCAACAGAGACUGAAGACUACCAUCCCCUUGCAGGUCAAUAUCAGCCCUUCAGCGAUGAUUUGAUAAAGUCAUGCAUAAAUAAGUUAUAAAAAGGCUUUAUAUAAGCUCAGAUUUACAGUCACAAAUUUAGUAAUCCAGUAUGAGUUCCUCUUUUUACAGUUGUUGUUUUGUAAGCUAGUCACCAAAAUGUGUUUGGGAUUUAGAAGUAAUUCACUGACUCAUAAAAAGCUGGAUGGGAGAAAUGAACUGAAAGACGAACAGGAGAGAUAAUUUGAGUUUAGUUCUUGCAAAUCGCUUUAGAUAGUUAAGUGGAAUUGAAUAACUAUUCACUGAUAGCAUUAAAUCAAAAUAAUUGUAGUUGAGUGCAGAACAGGUUAUAAUUCAUGAACAAGUCAUGGUGAUUCAUUAUAAUGCUCUUAAAAUUUACCAAAUUAAUUUCCUAUGGAACAUUCAUUGCUUUUGAUGGUGUUCAUAUUCUUUUGCUUAAUAAUAAUUUUAUGUUCAUUUAUCAUCUGGUAAUUAGGAACUGAACCAGAAUUUCCUAAUUCUGGAAAUUAGGAACUCUGUAUGCUAGCUUUCGUUCCCUACCUGGGUUGCAAAAUUGCUUUAUAAAAAGUUGAUGUUCCCAAUGAAAUGUGUCUCAUUUGCACACAUUUUUCACACUGCACUGAAACCAGCCCUGCAGUGCAAAGUGCAAGAUGUGAAAGAUGAAGUGAAAAGAAGUACCAAGACAAAAAACAUUUUUGCCUUGCUUUUUAUACCACAGCCUAUAGUCCAAAGGCUCCUGGCUGGACUUCUGUCAUAGCUUCAGCAUCUAACAAUGAUUUGCUGUAAAAUUUAUAAAAGGAAUUACUCAAAUAACAAGGUAAACAAAAAUACAAUAACAAGUGUUUAAGUUUUAGUAUGAGCAUGCUGUAUUACCAUCUCUGACAGAAUAACCAUGUACUUGGUCCUUAUUAAGUAACUGCCCUGUCUGUGUUACUAGCAUUGUAUUGACUCCUGUAAUAGUAAAGGCAGCAAUUAUGUGCUCUGAACUGAGCUUUCUCAAAGAAACCCUUGAAGCUUCUAUAUUUAACAGCAGGGUGAAACUCCAGCAUUUUUCCUAAGGUUUUAUAGAGAAAGCAAAUGUUUGAGCAAAUUGUGCCCCUUUUUUAGCUGAGAAUAAUGAGGCGUGUAUUUUAAAAGGGCUGCAGAAAUACAUAGUGAACACAUGGAACUCAAAAAGUAUGUAUUUCCCAAAGACAGCUGCAGGAUGCAUACCCUACUGAUAGCAUCAUUAUGGAAUAGGAUUAUCCUGAAUUUAGGACAAACCCCUUAGACUGAAACCCAAACACUCAUGCAACUUUCUUGCUUAAGGGCAUGUUUAUGUGCAUCAUAUACACAAACCUAAACAUUUACUUGCACGAUACAGAAGCAAAGAGUCCCAGUCAAGUGACCUUCGAAUAACAUGAUUUUUCAGAGCUGCCCUGUGUAAAACAGGUUUUUUAAGUGUUUCCUAUAUUCAGUACUCAGAAUCUCUUAGUGACUUUAAAACUUGAAUCCCAUAAAUUUUGAUGCAUAUAGAAAGUAAAACCUAUGCAGCAGGGAUCUUGAGUUGUAACAGAUGUGUUCAAAAACCAAGUAAUUCUGACUAUAUUUGAAGGUACACAUUCCACCAGUGUCCUGAUGUUCUUCAUUACAGCAGUCUGCACUGGUCACAUUGUUGGUGUAGGAGUCUUUAUGCAUGAUAAUUGAGGUCAGAGACCUAUAUUUUUUAUGAAGUAAAAAUAUCAGAAAGUUAAUGAAGCAGUACCAUUUGUUUUUGUUUUUUUUUAAAUCACUUUUCUGUAAGUACCUUAAAAAAGCCAUGCAAUAGAUCAAUGCAAUCCAUGCAUUUUUUAAUGACUUUUAAGUCUCUUUUUCAUUGGACACUAUCCAGUAUAUACAAAGAAGACCAACAUUUGACAGUUUUUAAUGCUAUAAUAGUAUCUUGAUUCAGCAGGAUUCCUCAUGACUCUAGCAUGUGCUGAGGCAGGCAUGGGUUUCUGCAGAAACAAGAGGUUGCUUAUUGGAGGCAAUCUUAAUGUGUAAAUAAACCUUUAGCUUCAGCCUCUUCAUAUUCUUAGAGCUUAACUUUGAGCCUUUAACAUUCUCUUCAGACAAAACAUUUCAUAGCUUGCACAUAAAGACAUGACAGCUAAGAGAUCCUCACUAUUUCCUAUGGAAAUUGUGGGGAAGCAAGCUAGAAAAUCUGAAAGAAAUAUCUAAAGGAAAUGUGUGUAUCUGAUCAUGUAUGAAGACAGAACUUCAGCCUUGGAAAUGAGCUAAAAUGCAGACAACUCGAACAGUAAGUCCGUACUGUGAAACCUGCAUUAUUUCUAUGAAGGGUAUUCUAUCAAGUGUGCUUUCCAUUUUCACAGGAGGAAAAUGGGAUCUUGGUAGCAAUUGUCAGUCUGGAUGAACAUAACUUUGCUUCCUUCACAUUAUCAUAAGCGGGUCUGUAGGAUGUUGCAUCAUACAGUAGCACUUGUGGAGUUGUACAGGUGUGACUUGUAUAAGCUGUUAAUAGGCAAUAUUGUUGGUGUAGCAAGAGAGUAUUAGUGAGCAGUCACUCUGAAACUGCUUUAUGAAAGUUAAUUCAAGUAAAAUCUGAUUUCUGCUUCACAAGUCAGCAGCUGUGCUAAUAGAGAUGGUAGUGUUUUGACAGUAAUUUUCCACGGAGAGCUGCACUCUGUGGCCCAUAUGCUUCCAUUCUGUGCAAAAGAACAUUAAUUCAAAUCCCCUGGUGAUCUGACAGUCAACAUUUUUUUAAUCUAUCCCAUGUCCCUCCCACUGAUCCAAUAGAUUAAAUUAGCCAGAAAGCAGGUUUAGAAAAUGAAGUGGAAAACAAAGUAUGAUUGCCCUUCCUUUAUUUUUCUACUAUGUAGUGUGAAUAUGUUGAAUAAUUAAGAUUACCUUUUGGAACACAGCCCCGUUUGAGCUAGGUGUUAGAAUAUUUCAUUAAUACAAGGUGUUUCACCUAAAAGCACCUGAAGGAAUAUUGACUGAAUGGGCUUUUGUCAAAUGAUAGUAAAACUACUGAUAGUUUAUGUCAGCUUCAAUAUUGGUACUCUUUUGCCAUAUCUUUUCAUUAUUACAACAAUAUAACAACUCAAAAUUUAACCAAAAAUAGCCAUACUUGUAAAUUCUAGUUUCCAGCUUCCCUUACUCAAAGAGUUUGGAGGAUACACAUAGCCAUAAACUCAGUAAAGGAGAACAAAUGCUAUAUCUCAUAGCAUUAAUAAUGAAUAAUUAUUUUUUCCCACAGCUGACAUCUUUCUGAAGAAAGUAGUACCUUUAUUUUUUUUUAUGCACAGUCUGGAAUUUCACAUGAGUAACAAGUACUUCUCCACCUUAAAAGUGUCAGAUGUAUUUGAAAAUAGAUUUUAAUUACCAUUAGCACUUCCAAGUUUAGUGCUGGCAACAACCACCUUGUUAAUUCUAGCAGUACAGGAACUGAAGUCAUGACCAAUUUUCCUUCAUGCUCUAAUAAACUGGUUGAUUAAGUAUAAGAAAGUUUGUUGCUGGAAGUGAACCAAAUGUUGUUUGUUCACUGGAAAGAAAUGCUGCAUGGCUAGGGCCAAAAUUUACAUGUGCAAGACAGAGUGAAGUGAUCAAGAAAUAAGGGCAAAAGUGAGACCCUGGAGACCUUGACUUGAUUCUGCCACUAAUUUAUCAGUGAUUUCAGUUUGCUAUGCUGUUUGCCUCUGCCACUUUUGAAUGCUUGAUCCAUUUAAAUGACAACUUAUUCAAGCCAAGAUGUGUCUCCUCAUCCAUUCCUGUAACAUGGUGCCAUGAAGUGAUUGCAGUCUUGUUUGAAACAGUUAUGAGCCUGAUUGUUAGUAAACGAUAAACACUUAACAAAAGACGUUUUGAUUAAAACAAUAUUCAAAAUACUUUUUUUUUUUUUUGCAUAUAUUUAAACCUUUUCUGCAGAAUAUGUUAAGUUCUCAUAUGCAUUCCAGCAUUGCAUUUGUAUGAGAGGGUGGACUACUGCUGAAGCUAAAAGAAGAUCUGGAAGCAGAUUAACAGCACUCAUGGUAAAAAAGCUAAACAAUUAAGAAAAAUCAUUUAGAAAAUUCUAGUGUAGUUGAUAUCUCAAGUAAGUAAGAUUUUACUAUUAGUCGUCUGCUUAGAUUAUAUUGGAAGUUCAUACUGAAAAUUAGGGAAAUGAAACCUCAGGCAGUUCUGCAGCUGGUAUAAAUAGUUACUGUUGCCUCAGAUAUGAGAAAUAAUGGCUGGAGAACUGUUUCUGUGUAUUCAUGAAGCAUCCUAUAUAUUAUGAUGUUAUCCAAGAAAAAGUUACUAGUUGUGUGGCACUAUAAAGGCAAAUUACAAUUCUGUGUUCAGAUACAGGUGAAACAAUGAAUUCUUUCACCUUGGUCUUUCUCCAAAGCUUUCAUUAAAAGAUGCGCAGAUUACCAAAAUUAAAUCCAGACCAGAUGUGCUGUGCCAGAAACAGUUACAGGGUGCUCUAAAUUUGCUUCAGCCUUCUAAGCUUCUCAAACAAGUGCAUGCUCAGUGUGGGAGACCGUAGGUGGUGGGAAUGCACAGAUGCAAACUUCCCCACAGCAUACCCAGAAGAGAUUUUUUCCAUGGUUCUUAAGGCACCCAGAUGUUGCCUUAAGCUAUACUAUAAUAGCAAUAUAUAUUUAUUCAUAUAUCUAUACAUAUCUUAAAGAUACAUAUAUAUCCUAUAUAAAUAUAUAUAUCCUCAUCUGUAAUAGUACAACAGCAAAUUCAGGGACUUCAUGCCCACCACAACUGGAUAAGCAUCUAAGGACAUAGGAAGUGGCCCCUUUUGGGUUACAGGGCCAUGUCAGGCCCUUUACCAGGACGUAUCAAUAGCCUGAGAGUGAAGGGGCAGAUAUGCCUCUUAGUAAAAUGGAUGAUGACAGCCACUAAUGUGUUACUUUAUAAUGUGGAAUCCCAAUUGCUUUUUAGCAGUGGAGUCUGGCAUGACCACAUAUGCAAAAUGAGAAGCAUGCAAGUAAGUGUGACUCAGAGCAAAAAGUCAUUUUCAUUGUAUUUAUUUCAUUUAUCAUGUGAGAUCUAGAAAAUGUUGAAAGUCUAGAAUUGUGUCAGUAGAGAAAACUGAUGUGGAGACUGAACAAUGUUUGAUCCUUCACUAAGAAGUAACUGACACCAGCCCCAGUUCCCUUGUUAUAUAUGUUCAGAGAAAAACCUCACACAUAAAAUGAACGAAUAUUCUCCUAAUUUUAGGGGCACAGAACGCUGAGGGUGUUAAAUUACAUGGCUAUGAAAACAACUGGACAAAUACACAGAAUAAAAAUUUGUCAAGGGCUAUUAAAUUAAAAACCACUUCUUCUCUGGUCUUGGGAAUUCACUAAACUGCAAAUCAUGGUAACCUAGGGAAGCAUUUCUGGGGAAAUCUCUCCUCUGUCUAGUUUUCCUAUGCAUCUGUUGGUGACCACAUUUGGAGAAGGAUACUGGUCAAAUCCAUGAUGGUUGUUCCUAGGUUGUUCCUAACCAUACAAGUGUCCCAGCAGAGCAUUCCCAUAACCAAGUAUGCUCAGUUACUUGUUUAUGCCCUUGCUUUUACACCACUUGAAGUUGUAUGUCAGAUAACAUCUUAGUUCUGGGCCUGUGCAUGUGCUUGCUCUGUUUUUCCAGAGUGGAUGGUACCAGAUUGUGCCAGUAAACCACAACUGCACUUUGUUUCUUUGCCAUUUCACAGAUGACAGCAGCUGGUGACAUCGAUAGAUGAGAAGGGGAGAAAAGAGAAAUCAAAACUGGCAAAGCAAAUCUGUAUGAUAAAAGAGAGGUGUUUUUAGCUGCCUAGGCAAUUAAAAAACAGGUAGAUUCAGACAGCUUAUUAGGCCAGCUCAACUCAAGCAUACCAAGCCCUUGCAGCUUGGCUGCCUCUCUUCUGAAAGUAAACCACAGCUUUCUUAUGGGACUUCACAUGUUCUCAAUGAGAUGGGGGAAGGAAGGAGUACAGGUAAAAACAAAUAAAUUGGCACAACUCCGGUUACCUGUACUGACGAUUUGUGUCAUUGAAAAAUAAAGAUUCAGACUCUAGCCAAAACUGUUUUCACAAAAAUCUUCUGUUUUAAUAAUAGUUUACCUUUAGCUCUAUUUAAGAUUUAGCUCUAUUUAAGAUAAUUAAUCUGUAGGUAAGAAAAAGUAGUGAUGGCUGCAGAAAAGAAGUGUGAUCUUUUACCAGAAAAUAAACGCUUUCUACAGACUACUGCAGUUGACAGGGCACAAGAUUAAAGAGUGGCAGAUUUUGUGUCUAAAACACUAUAUAAGCAAGUAAAGAGAAAUGGGCAACAUUCCAGGCAUAGCUGGUGAUGAGUGGCCUGGACUGACCCAUGCUGAGAAAUUAUUUUAUCUCAGAAAAUCAAGACAGGCAGAAAACAGCUGCUGUGUUGGAGAGGCUGGAGGUCUCAUCACACCUGGGCUCAUGGCAGCUGUCUUUAACAGGUCCUAGCUCCCCAAAGAGACUUUUCCUCCAGGUAUUGUGCACAUGCCUUGUUGGUCUCCUUCGCUCUGUCUACCCCCAGCAUGGCACCUGCUGUCUCAGAGGGAAAGCAGCAAUCAUAUUUUGUCCUGAUUCUCCCCAUCGCUUCCCAGUCAGAGCAGCUGAACAUGCCCUUGAAAUGUGACUUUGGACAAAAGGAAUUCUCUUAUGUUUCCAGUGUUUAAAUGAACGGAUUAAAAGAAAGCUCGCUACACAUCGUGUAGUUCAGAACUGCUCAUAUAUUGCAGUCCACUUGUGUGACUGCAGUCACUAAGGCAAUUCUUUACCAGCGAUACAAUUCCUACAUAAGUCCUGUCCAGGUAGACAUACAGACAUGUCUUGCAUUCAAUGUCUCUGUGUAGUUGUGGUCUUGAGGUCUCUGAACCUGGCAGCUAAUGUUAAUCUACUGUGAAAGACUGUCCUGCAGUUCUCUGUCAUUCGUUGGUUCUGAUUUUACAGUGGUUCUCUGAGAAUUCAAAGAAGGUGAAAGCUACUGAAAGCUUCCGUGCAAUCUGGAAUAGAUUAGUGUUGGACAAGUUUCUGCUUUUGUCUAAACCAGAUUCUUCCACUUAAUUAUUCUCAUACUAGCACAUUUUCUAGCAUUUCCUUGCAGGCAGGCUAACUCUGACAGCAUAUAGGUGCCAUGCUUGGCUCUUAUCAUGAUGGGAGCAGAGUUUGUUCUGCACUUCUGAGAGCCGCCUCAUCCCAGGUUCUGUGCGAACAGGUUAGAAGCCCAGCAAGAGACAUCAAAGGUAAACACUGUGGCUCACAAGAUAAUUGAAAAUGCCUUCUUUAAAGCCACUAGUUGUCAGUGACAUUUGCUGCACUUUGUCUCUUCGCUUCACACUCGCAUACUUUUGACUUCGAUUAUGCCUCUGCAGAAACAGAAGUGAACUUUUGUUACAGAGGCAUUACAGACAAUUUACAGUACCAUAUAAAAAUGUAUUUUUGUUGCAGUUCAUCAAAGCCAACACCAUAUUAAUUUAGCAGUUUGGAAAAAUUACAAGUAAUUUGAUCCUUAGUGUUGAUUAGUAGCUGAAAUUCUGUCAAAUUAAUCCUCAGGACAACAUAGGAGGUCUCGGCUGGGGACUUAGCUGAUUGAAAUUUGAGCAUUAUUUAGACCUGAAUUAAAGUGUAUUUGCAAAAACUGAGAAACUAAUACAAUUACAUCUUCUUGUCAAGCCAAGGUGUUAGAAGUAAUUCAGGUGCUUUGACUGCAGGCCAGAUCGAACAGUUUACAAAGGAAUCAUGCUGCAUUAGUCACUGAACAUACAUAGUGUUCAGCAACUUAAAGGUCAAAUAUAUUCAUGAGAACAUGUUAUCUUGUGUAUGUUUGGUCAAUGAAUAUGAAGAAACUGUCUGUUAGAGAAGAUCAGAAUAUUGAAAGAAAAAACAUGGCUCAAAUUUAGAUGGGCAAUGCGGAUGUUAUUCCAAUGCCAGAUUUCUACGAAGGAGUUUCAAGAACACUUAUGAAAACUAAAGGAUAUAUUUCAGCCUUGCGAAUUUAAAUAGGUACUAUGCUGCCAUACGGCAGAGCUGCUUUCAAAGCAAAUGCAGAGUUUUUGAUCUUCUGAGAGACCAGAUGGCAAAGAGGUUGGUAUCUAGAAGCUGUCACACCUAGCAGUCAGUUCUAUGGGACAGAAAGUCAUUUUAAUCUGAUAGCUUUUCAGUAGUUUAUAUAAAACACAAAUAAUGUGUGCAUUUAUUUCCCAAGCAAACAGAAAAAUAUGUAGUAAGAUCCUUGUAAUAAAUUAUACUUGUUCUUGUGCAGUCAAAAUUUGAUGCACCAGAAAUGUGAAUUAUCACUUUUCACAGGAAGUGAUCCUUCUAUCUUCAGGGACUUAUCAGCAACAGGUGUGUAUUGUGCAAACCUUCCUGUGACGUAGGAAAACCCAUACUGUAGCAGUGCUGAGCAAAUGCUUUCCAAAAGCAUUACAGCUACUUAAAACAAAUGCCUUUUACAUUUCUAGAGCAGGUGAGGAAGAACUGAGCACAACAUAAGAUAUCACCCAAACCAGAUGAUAAAUGCUAUAUUUGUCAUUUGUCUCCUAAUAAAGACUCCAGAACAAGCUCCCACAGAAAUUCCAUGACAAGGUGUGACCAGACCUCAGUCAAAUUUCUAAAGAGUAUCUACAUUUGUGUUUUUGUUGAGAGCAGUACUAAAAUAAGUUCCCCCAGCUGUCCCCACUUGCUGUGUGUUGGCUUGCAUCACAGUGUGCUGUCAAUAUACAGAAUCUGACUUUCUUUUGAAUGAAGUUCUGCACCAGAUGCCCACCUAGUGAACACUAAGUCCUCGUGGGAAUAGGAGGCUCCAAACCAGCGAGUGAAUUCACUGCCAUGAAAUUUUAUGGCAUGUGUGGAACAUGCAUGCACCAACAAAAUAUGUUUUCUGAGGCUUCCUUUUCAGUUUUGGAUUAGGGUUUCCGGGUUUGGCCAUUUGACAUGAGAAAAAACUAUGCAAGGAAAAAAAGAAAAACAUCAAACAUAAAAAAGCAAAAAAUUUUCUUAGUCUUCUUUUUCUGGAGUAAAACAAAAACAUCUGAUCCAAGCUGCUUCUGACAAUCUUAGCUGCUAACUUUCCUUUUGUUCAAUUAAUGGAAUUCUCCCCAGUUCUUCACAGAGCUACAUUUUAUUCACAUCUUAGAAAAGUUUCAGGGCUUCCUAUUUGGGUGUCCUACUUAAAACCCACACAGACAGUGAAUAGUUUCUCACAAGAACUCUGGAUGGAGCAAUUUUUGUUAGUUCCUAGCUCACCUUUGUGAUUGCCAUGGUACAAGAGUCAUGUCAGUGCUCAUGUUGCCAGUUGGUUACCUAACUACAAAAGCUAACAAGAGUUAGAAGUUCCCAUCUGAAAAAGCACACUUAAUAUAUUGGUUUUGCCAGAAUAAAUUUGAUUGCAAUUAUUACAACUAACCAGAAUACAGAGAAAAACACCAACACCCUGUGAUGGCAAACCCAGCCUUUUACUCAACAGCCAUUUAGAAAGAGAAAUGUUAAUCAAGUGCCUCUGAGGAAGAGUUUUACCAAUUCCCCAUUUUCACUUUUAUUUUUACUUCACCUAUUACAGUGUAUCCUUAAUCAUCCUAAAAAGUCCUUCAUCUUCUCAUUUUUGCUGUGUUCCUCGUUAUUUCCUGUAAUUUUAUUUUCUGAUGAUUUAUAAAUUUAAUAAAACACAUGUAAAUAGUUACUAUAGAUAAUGCAGUCGAACUUCAUUAAAAAAAUGCAGGAAAUUAUAAUAGCAUUAUAGUGCACCAGAGUGGAAAGACAUUUACUGCUGUUCUGUAUUCCUGCUUUUCUGAAAAAAUACUUAUUAUCCAAAAGUACAUCUUAAAAUAUCAUAUCCAAUCAUAUAUGGGCUUAUGUCACACCAACAAUUAAUCUGUUUGCAUCUUUAAAUUCAAUCUUGUACUCAGACUGAGCUCUGCACCUAUAUUAACUAUCUUUAGGCCUCUCAGCAGCCAUUCUGCUUCCUUUAAUUCAGAUUACUUUAUUGUGAAACUUCAGUACCACCUACAGAAUUUUAUCCAAGAUUUGUUCACUAUCUAAAUUGUGACUAAAAGGUAUAAUACUUGUAAAAAAAAAUGUUCUUCUGACCUUACAAAGCAAUUUAGUACACUGUAUCUAAAUAGUUUGUGUAUUUACCAUACAUUCACUCGAUGAAAAACUUAUAUACUAGUCUUUUGACAUAGAUGUUCUGUAGGAAAUAGCAAUAGUAUUCAACAUUGUGUUAUGUGGGUCAGGCACAAAUGAAGAGUACAAGGUCACAUCAUGAGAGGGAUAACACUUGCUGGAGCUGUAAGACAGAAACAGUUGUUGCCACUUAUUCCCCAAUGUUAUGACUUUUGUCAGUGUUGUUCAACCUUUCCAGCAGAUGAUAUAAGUACAUUUACAGCACCAUUCCCUGUGAACCUGCUUUACUGAAGAGGCCUGUUUUUCCAAAGGGACAUGUUUUGAGAUGCUCAGUCCUGCUGGGUCCAGUUCCACUGGUUUCAAAGGUUUUGGAGUCUGUAUCAAAGGCUAUCUUGCUAGAUGUUUCACCUCUAACACUAUUGUCCAAGCAAUCAUGCAAAAUAUCCUUUUCUGCAGGUAAAUUUGCUUGGAGGCUUACGGGAUGCCUAGAAUUGCUGAGAUCAAAAGUCUGUUUAAAGUGCUGUCCAGGGAAAGAUCAUGACUCUGCUAAGACAGAGGCCAGUGCAUUCUGACACUGGUGUGGUCCCAGGGAAGGCAGUGCCAACCCAGAUCAGGGCAAAGAGGCAUGAAGAUUCAGUCAUCGUCUGUAUGUGCAAUGUUUGCUUUAUUAGUGACACUGACAGGGAUACUAUGACUUUGUGGACUGAUGGCAAUACCUAUAAUUCCCUGGGGUACAGACUGUGAGGCAAAAGCCCCAAACAGCUGUACACAAAGCCAUCCAUGGACAGCUGGGAAGCUAUGUCAAAUAAGGCUACAGCUGAGCUCAAUUAUAUAUUUGAUAAUUGUCAUCUAGAAUUGUAAGAUCCACCUUGAUGGCUGCCAAAAACUGAUCAUCUGUUAAGCAAUAGGAGGCAGGGGUUGGCUGUCAACAGAGCACUAGCAAAUGUGGGGCUCUAACAGUGGCAUACAGGCACUGGGACAGGGGUGACAGGUCCUCACAAGUGAUUAUUCCCAUGCAGAAAUUUGAGAUACCCUAUCUAUUCUCCUAGGCAGGAAGGACAAUGGGGUGCCACAAGAAUAAUACUGUACUGUCUUUCUGCCUUCAUCUAAGGAAAGGUGGUGGGAAGUCUCCUGGAUCCGUGUGGCCCCAGCAUGGCAUGCUGCUAGCAGAGCCUGAUGUGGGAGAAUGCAAGGACACGUGCAUAACUGGGGAGCUCCAGUGCCCCAGGUGAGAUAUGCUGCCCUGGCACUGGGAACAAACAUUGGCCACAGGCUCUGGCACUCUUGAAAUACCUGACUGAGCAAGCCCUAGCCUGGACACCAGCACAAAACCCAUGGGAAUCACUGUCACUUGUGGGCAGAUAGAAGGGGAUAGGGGAGGCGAGUAUGCUUAAAUAAAGCCGCCUCUGCCCUGUCACCAUGCACAGGCAUAGGGUGUGAAAUCAGGUGACUCAACUGUGGGGAGGGGAUUAUACCCCUGUUUUCUCCAGUUCAUUUGCGUGGAAAGGAGUCAGAUCUAGCUGUGUACAGGAUCUCUGUCUGUGGAACAAAGUCCGAGUUCACAAAUGUUUAAGUGGCCAUUUUCUCUGUUUGCACUCAAGGCUGCUGUGCAGAGAAUAAGCACACAGUGCAUUAAGAUGUCUGUAACAGUGCAAGACAACUGAGCCAAGCUGAGCAAUUUCGCAGCCAUUUCAACAUGAUUCUCCUCUGAAAAUCUCAAACAUCUUCAAUACAGGAAAAAAAAAAAAAAAAAGUAAGCAGCUUUACUUAAUGGGAAAAGCAAAAGCUUUAAGCAAAGAAUUCUUUUUAAUGAGCUAAAUAUCACCUCAUACUG